UUAUGUAGAAUAUAUUUUUUAAAAUAAUUUGAACAUAUCCCUUUAUCUGAAUUCAAAUACUAACUGGCCUUCUUGAGAAAGUAGUCAACGAUACGAAACGAAACGAAAGGAGCGCUUCCUAGGCAACGGUGUUAAUGGCGUUCAUCGGGACAUCUCAAAGAGAAGUCACACUGAAGUGUGUGGUUUAGACGUUUUUAAACGUUCUUUAGUUGACCCCUUCUAGAUUAUAAGAUACUCAAGCAAAAUGAGUCGGCUCUAUGAUACGGUUGAGCCCUCAGUUAUCGAUGAGGAAAUGCUGCAGAAGGCAGUUGAAGAACAAGGUCCAAAAGAUGAAGCUGGAAAGAUUGCCAAGAAAGAAGGAAUCAACUUUGCAGAUGUUUUGUCCUUAAGACUAGAUUUCAAAAAUAUCUUGAAAAUUGACAAUCUUUGGGAAUUUACUUCACUGACCAAGCUGCAACUAGACAACAACAUCAUUGAGAAAAUUGAGGGUUUUGAUGUACUUGUCAACUUGAUUUGGCUAGAUUUAUCAUUCAACAACAUUGAAGUGAUUGAAGGUUUGAGCAGUCUGACUAAGCUGGAAGAUCUAACAUUGUACAACAACAGAAUCAGCAAGAUAGAGAACUUAGACUCUCUGACACAGCUUCAUGUUUUCUCCAUUGGGAAUAACGAAAUAAAGGACAUCAAAGACAUACUUUAUUUGCGGAAAUUCCCCAAACUGAAAACACUGAACAUCAGCAACAAUCCUGUCUGCAAAGAAGAAAAUUUCAAGCAGUAUGUUGCUGCGUUUCUGCCAAACCUAGACUUCCUUGACUACAGAUUGUUGGAUGAACAGACAAAAGCAGCAGCCUAUGAGAAACAUCAAACACAGGUGGAGGAGCAGAUUGACAAAGACAACAAAGCCCGGUUAGCAGCAGAGGAACAAGACAAGAGAGAAAAGGAGAUUCAGCUACACAAGGAGGCAUAUGUGGAGUAUCUGAACACAGACAAGCUGUACAGAGACAUGUACGCAGAUGAUCCUGAGGGUGUUAAGUUGAACUAUAUGCCAGGAGUGGAUGAAAUGCUUGUUGUAUUUAAAGAGAGGAUCCAGUCAGUUUGUCAACAGCUUUUUGACUUUGGCCUUCAAGAGUAUGAAAAAAGGAAAGCUGAGGUUGACAUGUUCUGGGAGUGUGUUAAUGAGGCAAAGGAUGAGAACAAGGAAAUGGGAAUGAAAGCCAUUGAAAAUUUCAUGGCUGAAAAGAAACAGGUUUUCAUUGAGCUGCAGCACAUGACAGAUGUUAAGAUGGUAGAGAGCAAAGUUCAAGAGUACAACAACUUGGUCACAGGCCUUUGGGACAAACUUAUGGGCCUGGAACUGCAACUGGUGGAUCAGCUAGAGGAAGUGAUCAAGGAUUUUGAACGGAACAUGCAAGACUUGGUCAGCGUCUUUUUGGAAAAUGUUCAGGCUUACCUGACCCAGGCCAGAGAACACGAGAAUGCUCACAAUGAGAAAAUGCUGGAGUGCGCCUCAUCAACCCUGGAGAAGGCUGCUAAGAACGAGCUGGAUGAAGAUAUGCCAGAUGAUCUGAAAAUGCUAUUGGUGGACAAGGAUACAGUCCAAAACGCGGUCACUACCUCUCAUGAUGUCCACCUCCUGAAGAUUGACAACAAAGAGGAUGACAUAGUGACCAGGAUAAAUAACUGGCUCAAGGGUAUGAUGGACACUAUCCACCAAGAGGAAGAAAUCCAAAGGAACAGAACCCGAGUCACAGAAAUCAAUCACUUGAUUGAUCACUUGAGAGAAGAAAUUGAUAGCUUGGACAUUGUUCAAGAUGAUGAAGAGACAACGGAAAUUUCUAAAAGCAAAGUUGUGUUCAGAAAUGAAGUUCAAAGCCGUAAUUCCUUGGUUCUACUGGAAAGGAAGUUGUCAGAACAGAAGCAAGCUCAGGACCCCUAUUAUGGUAUGACCAAGGUCCAAGAGGAAGUACAGUCUACUAUUACUGAAAAAGCAAGUCGUGAGGAUGAGCAAGGGAAAUCUGCACCAGGGGAAGCUUAAGAGAUCACAGAAGCUGCUGGGACAGCUGAAGAGAAAGCUUAGGAUCAUUUUACAUUUUGUGGACAUUUCAAAACCUUCAGAUUAAGGGGUUUCGCUACCUUGCUGACCAACUUUUUAGCCAGAGAACCUGUGAAGCUAGUAUUGUUACAUAUGUUGAUACACCUUCAAACAAUUCAUAAAUUCAUCGGUUACCAUGGAAAUGGCGGCAAUCUUGAAUUUUGUCGACGAUUUUAUUUUCUUAAACAUUUCAAAACUAGACGAUUUUUCUAAAAGGCAAAGGGAGAAAAGACAUGACAUUUUACAGCUAGCUAGUUUUCAUAUGGAUAGGACCAUAAGUAAUCAGUUCACAGGUCUCCAAAGCGAGCUUGUCCAAAAAGAGUGAAAAAUUUAGGGGGUCAUUGAGGAAGAAAGCCCCUAACACUAGUAACACGAAAGCAUGAGUAGCUAUCAUCAUAAAAACUAGUCAGCUGUUUGUAGUUUUGAAUAAACUACCUGUAGGCCAAAUUUCAAGUCUGUAUGUUGAAAAACAUGGAACAUUUUAAAGAAAAUAAAUUGGGUUAUACAUUGAAAAUUGCUAUUUUGAGAAACAGCUGAAGUUUUUUCUUGUUAAUAUACGAUGAAAACAGUUCUUGCAUGCUGCUAGUAACAUCAAAAGUAAAAGGUACUAACCUUCCCUAACAAUUAAAAGCCUCAGAAGUAUUGAUACCAAACAUAAUGGGUUUCGAAUACAGCUAGCCAUUGCUCUCGAGCGCAAAAAAGUGUCACAUUGAGAGAAAAUGAGUUACAUAUUUGUCGUUUUAAGAAGGCGGGGAGGUGCUUACAAAUGGAUAUUUAGAUAUUUCUAAGACAGCUUUCUGUCAUACAUCGUUGGAUAGAAAAAUGAUUAAACUUUCAUAUAUGAGAUCAAAAUCUCAAAAUUGAUAAUUUGGCCCAAAAUCGACUGUUUUCAACCCUGCAAUACCCCUUAAAAAGCUCUUUCGUCUUCUUACUGCAAGCACUUUCGCAUUCUAGGCUUCAACAAAAAUAAAAAGACUAAAUUAGAAGGGUUGGGAUUGUUUAAAAAGAUAAAAUUAGAAGGGUUGGGAUUAUUUAAAAAGAGAAGAUUAGAAGGUUUGACAUUAUUCAUUACGUUGACAUAUAUUUCAAUUUAAAUACCUUUUCCCAAUGUUAAACCGAACAACAGAUGUUUCGGUCAAAUUUUUGCCGUUUCUGGAUGCUUUUUGCCACUAUUAUAAAUCGAUUUCCUACGUGGCUAUCAAAUAGGGACAGUGGGGGGUUUUUUUUAUCUGUGAAAUAUUAGCUUCAGAAGCAAAUUUUAUUUGUCAUUUUUUAUUUUACCAUGUAAUAUAUAUAUGCACAAUCUGAAACAAUGGGAAAAUGUUCUGGAGAUAUUGCUAAAAAGCAGUAUUCACAUGUAUAUAUUAACCAAAGUUUCCAUGCCCCCCCACCAACCUUUUUUUUUUUCAUUCCAAGGCCUGCAACAAAUAAGGAACAAUAACAAAGAAAAGCCUCUACAUUAAUUUUUAUUACUGUUUAUUUAUUUGAGAAUGUACAAAGAAUAAAGAGGUUCAAUUCUGUUUCAAUUACAA
This is a messenger RNA of Aplysia californica (California sea hare), 3621 nucleotides long. RefSeq names its product dynein regulatory complex subunit 3. Gene Ontology annotation, molecular function: protein binding. The coding region runs from base 245 to 2032 and encodes 595 amino acids. Lineage: Eukaryota; Metazoa; Mollusca; Gastropoda; Aplysiida; Aplysiidae. The record is from RefSeq and is a predicted model, not a curated record. The transcript is spliced from 14 exons.